This is a messenger RNA of Arabidopsis arenosa, 819 nucleotides long. The record is from the annotation of a GenBank genome assembly. NCBI's taxonomy places the organism in Eukaryota, Viridiplantae, Streptophyta, Magnoliopsida, Brassicales, Brassicaceae.
CUCGUCUAUGGCCAGAGACGGUGGUGUUUCUUGUUUACGGAGGUCGGAGAUGAUGAACGUCGGAGGAAUUGAAUCUGCGCCGUUGGAUUUAGAUGAAGUUCAUGUCUUGGCCGUCGACGACAGCCUCGUUGAUCGGAUUGUCAUCGAGAGAUUGCUUCGUAUUACUUCCUGCAAAGUUACGGCGGUAGAUAGUGGAUGGCGUGCUCUGGAAUUUCUAGGGUUAGAUAAUGAGAAAGCUUCUGCUGAAUUCGAUAGAUUGAAAGUUGAUUUGAUCAUCACUGAUUACUGUAUGCCUGGAAUGACUGGUUAUGAGCUUCUCAAGAAGAUUAAGGAAUCGUCUAAUUUCAGAGAAGUUCCUGUUGUAAUCAUGUCAUCGGAGAACGUUUUGACCAGAAUCGAUAGAUGCCUUGAGGAAGGUGCUCAAGAUUUCUUAUUGAAACCGGUGAAACUCGCCGACGUUAAACGUCUGAGAAAUCACUUAACUAAAGACGUUAAACUUUCCAACGGAAACAAACGGAAGCUUCCGGAAGAUUCUGAUUCCGUUAACUCUUCGCUUCCUCCGCCGUCAUCUCCGUUGACUAUCUCGCCUGAAUCGUCGCCGCCGUUGACUAUUUCGACUGAAUCGUCGGACUCUUCUCCGCAGUUAUCUCCGGUGGAGAUGUUUUCCACCUCGCCACUUUCUUCUCCAGUAGACGAUGACGAUGUGUUGACGACGUCGCCGGAAUCGUCGCCGGAGGAAUCGCCGAUUCGACGGCAGAAGAUGAGGAGUCCCGGAUUAGAUUAGUGGAACUAUUCUGGGAUGCCGUGUAAUAUCUAUCU